AUACCCGUGAGAAAGUCCACUGCUAGACAAUUAUGUGUCUGUAAGGAAACGCGCGUGGAUUUUACCCCGCCAAGACACGCUCAGCUGCCUACUAGAAGCGCGAGGCUCAACGGACCGGGCACUUUUGCGCUCCACCAGCGGAUCUGGUAACUCACGGUGGCAGUCGGUGGCCAAAAGGUCGGUUCAGAGCAAUGUCUGCCAUAACAUCAGUCACCGGUCCACCGUGUCACAGGAAGAACUGGCAGGUGUUUGUAUGGGUUGUGAUGUCUCUGCUGCCCCUAGUGGCAGGAGGCAGAUCAGGUUUUAGAGCAGAAUCGGAAGUUGCGGUGGGAUUUGUUGGUGCUGGAGUGGAGGAGCCACCUUUGGAGACUCUUCCAGACACCGAGGAAGACAUAGAAGGCGGCAGUGACUCCCCAUGGCAUGGUCUAUUUGAGCCAUCUGUGUUUGUUGAGGACGACCAGCAACCAGUUCGAUGGGAACGUUCCCCGCGGUCACCAGAUACCACUGACACACAGACCAAAGGUGCACGCAAGAGAAAGAAGAAAAAAGAGAAAGAAGAAAAGAAAAAGAAAGACAAGAAUAACGGGAAAAAACACAGCAACCGGGAUUGCAGGGUGGAAAAACGGGAGAUGCGCGUACGGGACCUGGGCAUGGGUUUCGACUCGGACGAGAUCGUCCUCUUUAAGUUCUGUGUCGGCUCGUGCCAAAGGUCUCGUGGGAACUACGACCUGGCGCUGCGUGCUCUGCUGGCCAAUGGGAGUUUGCCCAAGCGCACGGCCAGGAAGGUCAGCGCACACCCUUGCUGCCGCCCGACCGCCUAUGAACCGGUUUCCUUCAUGGAUGCUACCACAACCUGGAGAACCAUCAAGUCUCUCUCUGCUGCAGACUGUGAAUGUGUAGGGUGACCCAAACUGGAGAUCAUGACCUAAAUAUGGCUCGAAGGCCAAAGAGAAACGGAGGAAUCGGGAAGCCUCCAGGGCCACAGGAUAGAAGUCAGGCAAGGGUUGGCCCUGUUGGAAAGGCUGAGAGGGAAUUUGGUUCGCCUUUACGGGCUGUGAGUGAUUUACAACAUCUAUUUAUACACACUUUAAGAACACCAAACCUCUAUAAAAAGGAUUCAAAAUGGAAGUCAAAGAAGACUUGCGUGAGAUUCUUUGAAAACAAUGCGGAGAGACAUGGCCCAAAGUGGAAGAAUACCACCAUUGGUUUGUCCAAUUGAGUUGCUCUGUAAACAAAACUACAUGUUAUAACUUAACUGGCGUUUGCUUACCAUGAGUUUCAUCAUACUGGGAUAUCGCACGAAAUCCUGAAUCGUUUGUCAGGCACAUUUGUUGAUCCUGGAUGUCAGUGCCCAUUUUCCUGGCCUUCACUCUGACAUGUAAUAUUUCAGCCAAAUUAGCAAAGUUUGGAUCACUCAUUAUUAAUGGCAUGUUAUUGUUGUAAUUUCUAUGUAAUUGCACAAUCACAUGUGGAGUAUUAUUAAUAGUUUAGCCCAGAGAAAAUACAAAAGCCACUUAGUAUUACCCAUUUAUCUGUAAGCAUUGAAGGUUGAUUGUAUUUACAGUAGGUUUUUCUUUUCUCAGGACUUUUUUACAAAGUGAUAUAUGCUGGGUUUUUAAUACUAACCACAAAUAGUAGGGGGUAUUAAAAAGAAACGGUGUUCCACAAGACCAGUUUUGUCAGAUAAAUUAGUAUCAAUUUAAGAAUUUUAUAGUAACUUGAUAAAUAUAGAUAAGUAUAUAAAGACAUACAAAUAUUUGAUGCUUAACGGUCUACACAGCCAAAAUACUUUUUAAAGGGGUCAUAUUAUAGGGCUAAAAAGCACAUUACUUUGUGUAUUUGGUGUAAUACAAUAUCUUCGUGUGGUUUAUGGUUAAAAAAAUCAUUAUUUUCCACAUACCAUACAUUUUUUUAGCACCUCUAAGUCCCGCCCAUCUGAAACAGGUCGUUUGGUACAAAGUUCAUCGUUGUGAGAAAGCGGGGUGUCAACAGGUGUCAACUGAUUGGCCAGCUAUCCAGUGCGUUGUGAUUGGCCGAAUACCUCAGUAACGUAAUCGGAAAUAUGACGCUCCUUGCCAAGUUUUGGAAGAUGAGCUCCCAAAACAAUAGUGAAAGCCACGAGAUACUAUCGUAUUUACUACUACCUUAUCAACAUGAGCCUGAAUCUGACCCAGAAAACACGGAUGGCUAAGCUAAUCAAUCAACUUUACCAGCGCGAUGUGAGCAGAACUUAACAGAUGGUAAGGUAAGGACACUAAAACAUAAACCAUGUUUGCAUUUGUGAACGUAGAAACAACAAACAAGCACUAAUCUGCACUUUUCAAAUCUCGCGUUUGGAUCAUCAUUAGGAAAUGCAUUAAAACACAGGCGCGUCUCUGCUCAAAACUCGUCUUGGAAUCGUCAGUGAGGAAAUUUAUUAAAUAUGAAAACAUCGGCUACUUACAGGAUGUCAGUGUAGUUGCAAAGUUACAAUUGCUCCACUUUUUAGAUGGAGCCUUUGUGUACAUCCAGCGGUGGUACUCAGCGAUGUUUAGAAAGUAAUCCUCCUUAAAAUGUGCAGCACACAAUCGAACAUUUGGGCUGUACUGUUCUGAAACUGUGUUGUAAAUAAAACCUAACCACUGGUUUCUUAAUGUUUACUCUGUUGGAAUGCCAACCAAAGUAGUUUUCCAACGAAACACAGCGUCUGCUCGACAUGGCGGAAAAAAACAAUAUUACAGCGUGAUUGAAAGUUACACCCUCUAACUUUGCGUAUAUACGAGGGCGGUGUUAUGAAAAUGUUCAAACCAGUAUGACGUCUAACUGCAUGGGCGUGUUAAACGAGCCGUUUUAGGUGGGCGUGGAUGAGGCUUCACGUUUAAAAAGAAUAUCUCUUUGGAUUUGAAACUUUAAUUUUUGCAACUUUACAGAUCUUUUAUGUGCACAGACAUCAUUUAACACUCUAAAAAACAAAGGAAAACAUGCAAUCUGACAAUUUGACACCUUUAAUAAUUUUGUUGAUGCUGGUGCGUCAAAAACAUUAAUGCAUUACUAUACAUGUAGUUACCAAGGUUUCGGUAUAAAUCAACUAAAACUAUUCUCAGAACUUAGAUGAUUUUUAUUCCCUUAUAGUUAUCAACAAAUAGAUAUUAGCAUAAUUCUGUGGAGUCUACAAUAACAGGCUUCUUUAACUUUUUAGUUUAUCAAUACAGAUUAUGACCACAAUGCAUUUGUCAUUGUUUCUUAUUGUUAACAAUGGAUGCCAUGCAUCCCUUUACAUUUACUGUACCAUAUAUGAUAUCAUAUUUAUUUUUUCAUUUAAGUUAUUUAUUUAUUGUUGUGUCCACAGAUAUGUCUCUGGACGUUUAUAUUUAUUAUUGUUUAUACUUUUGGCUUCUAUUGUUCACUUCCUCUCAUCUCACGAUGAACCAGCGUGGAUAUAAACAAGGCCUUGAACAAGCUUCAAACUAUUGCAUAAAACAAAGAAAUUCAUUCGAAAUAUUAUGAUAGGAUUUGUUUUUAUAUCAUCAAAAAUCAUGAAGUUUUCUGGGCUUUUUUUGAGUCCUCCAAGAUGACAUUAGCUUUAAUUUAUAAGGAAAAUAAAAUGGUUUUCUUUACUAAUGAUAAGGGGGGGGGGAUUUGUUUUUGUUUUUCUGU
Molecule: messenger RNA, 3636 nt
Organism: Paramisgurnus dabryanus
Lineage: Eukaryota; Metazoa; Chordata; Actinopteri; Cypriniformes; Cobitidae
Gene: artnb
Product: artemin b
Molecular function (GO): growth factor activity; glial cell-derived neurotrophic factor receptor binding; receptor tyrosine kinase binding
Source: RefSeq, a predicted model, not a curated record